Paracoccidioides lutzii Pb01 is the source of this 1485-nucleotide messenger RNA. Its product is annotated as mitochondrial import inner membrane translocase subunit tim54. The record is from RefSeq and is a predicted model, not a curated record. The transcript is spliced from 2 exons. The coding region runs from base 1 to 1485 and encodes 494 amino acids.
AUGGCGGACAAACCCCCAUCCUCGACGUCUUCUGCGGCGCCGCAAAAUGUCGCCCCGAAACCUCAGAAUCCCGCUUUUCGCAUGCUUGGCAUCCCGAAGAUCCGAUCCAUAUUGCCUUCAAGGAAUUGGCUCCUAUUUCUAUUCAUCACUGGUUCAUUUACCACAGCGCUUAUCUACGACCGUCGACAGAAAAGAAAAGCACAAGAAAAAUGGUCCAAUUUGGUUGCUCAUAUUGCCAAGCAGCCUUUACCGCCGAAUGAAACCCGAAGAAAGCUUACAGUAUUCCUUGCCGCACCACCGGGCGAUGGUCUGAUGAGUGCCCGGGAAUAUUUUAAAGAAUACAUAAAGCCCAUUAUCGUUGCCGGCGCCUUGGACUAUGAAGUGGUGGAAGGUCGAAAAGAAGGAGAUAUCCGAGCCACUUUUGCCAACAGAAUUAGGAAAGCAAGACGACGAGCAGGAGAAGGUCAACCCAUCGAGGAAGAUGAGGCUGAGAACUUCCUUCAGCAGAUUCGGCAAAAUUUCGGUAUUGAGGACGAACCUGGAAUCCAAGGCGAUAUGGUAAUUGGCAGACAUACAUGGAAGGAAUAUAUCCGUGGCCUUCACGAAGGGUGGUUAGGACCGAUUGACGAGCCCCAUCCUGAACCAGAAACUAUACCCGUUCCAGAAGUAGCAGCUGCGGAGGUCGCAACCCAGCAGCUGGCAGGCGACUAUGGUUCUCCUGCAGCUGUAUCAGCGCCACAGGAGAAUAAAGAAGCCGAAUCCGCGCCAAAAAAAAGGCCAGAGGAGGAGAAAACAGACGUGAAGAAACUUUCCCGCCCCACUCCGGCUUACAUCCUCCCCUCUUCUUACCCCUCUCAACGACUCGCGCCAACAACCCCACAAGAAAUCGACGUAUCCCCUGUCAGGUUCCCUCAUAUCCUAGGAUUCUUCAACACUCCAAUCCGCAUCUACCGCUUCCUCACCCAACGAUAUCUUGCAGAUGCCGUGGGACGAGACGUGGCCGCCAUCGUCCUCGCAGCAUCAACCCGGCCCUACACAGAAAAUAAAAACAUCCCAGACUCUGAAUUCAGAAUUCCUACAGAUGCUAGUGAUGACGCAUCUCCCACAUCACUAUCAUCAUCUUCAUCAUUAUCCCCCUCUUCUCAAACCCCAUCGAACCACUACGAACAACAAUCCGACCUCGAAACAGAGGAGCAGGAAUGGCCUAAAUCCGUGCGCAAGCAAAAAGUAGACCCAGACAUCAAGGAAAGGGAAUGGCUUGACGAUAUAGUCAUGGAUCCACGCAUUGCAUUGCGCAUGCACAGAUUUGACCUUCCCCCAGAAGAGGAAGAGAGAGCGCAGCGGAUCGCCGAAGGCACCGACUGGAUUCGUGGCGAGGAGAAGCCGGCGCACGUCCCGUUUUGGAAACGGAUGUGGAAUACGUAUGGAUUGGGUGAGCAGGAUGACGGGAGGCCGAAGGUUGUUAUUGGGAAUUUGGAUGAGUGA